Messenger RNA from Rhipicephalus sanguineus (brown dog tick), 1114 nucleotides. Its product is annotated as lactosylceramide 1,3-N-acetyl-beta-D-glucosaminyltransferase. The record is from RefSeq and is a predicted model, not a curated record. Bases 82 to 969 code for a protein of 295 amino acids. Gene Ontology annotation, cellular component: membrane. Gene Ontology annotation, molecular function: hexosyltransferase activity. Lineage: Eukaryota; Metazoa; Arthropoda; Arachnida; Ixodida; Ixodidae. The transcript has a single exon.
CCUCCACCACCGAGGAAGCUUUUCACCGACAGGCCGUUGAGGUGGUUCCCGGAGGUAGACAUCGCAAGCAACGGCCUCUCCAUGGAGCGGCGGUACAACAAGCCAAACCUGUACCUCAUCAACCCGCAGAAUGUGUGCCCGCCCACCUCGCGAGUAGACUACCUGUUCGUCGUUUUCUCAGCGGCUGAAUACGCCGAGUCCCGUAGGGUUAUCAGGGACACAUGGGUUAAGGACGCUAGGAGGUCUUCCGGAAACAGAGUGAUUUUCAUCUUCGGCAAGCCCAGUAGCGCUAAGUUACAGAGCGCCUUAGAAUUCGAGUCCGAGCAGUAUGGGGACGUAGUGCAGGAAGACUUCCGGGACAGCUACAGGAACCUGACUUUCAAGACGGUCGCGAUGCUUCGAUGGGCAAACAUUCACUGUCCCCAAGCUCGCUUCGUUGUCAAGAUUGACGACGACUCCUUGCCUAACCUGGCCAACUUGUACAGGGCGAUGCACGGCCAGCCUGAAGACGCUAUCUACGGGGAGCUCAAACGCGGGUAUGUUCCAGAGCGCAGCCCGAACCAUAAGUGGUACAUCCCUUACGAGGAGUACCCGAGAAACGUGGUCCCGGACUUUGUAAUGGGAGGCAUGUACGUCGUCGGUGGUCGCGUGGUGGAUCUGCUGUACAGAGCCACCGGUCAAGUGAAGCCCUUUCGAAUGGAAGACAUGUUCUUAACGGGAAUGUGCGCCGAAAGGGCGGGGGUCACCAGGACGCAUUUAGUUGGCACUCGUAUUGAGAAGUUGUCGUCUCCCUGCGACUACAAGAAGUCCAUUUACGGCCACCACGUGUGUGCCAGAGAAAUGAAGGAGCUGUGGCACGCCUUGAAGCGCAUCGAGUAUAAAUGCAUCCGCCUGUUUUUCAGUGUUCAUUUCUGCCGCUGCUACUCUACGUACACGCCAGGAGUGAAGAUUGGGACCCCAGUGUUUUAGCACACAACAUUGCCCUUAUGGAUAAAGCAUACGUCACCACUUGUAAAGACCACUUUGCUGAUAUCUGCUAACUAAAAAGGACAAUGUGACAUACAGCGACGUUAAUUGUAAUCUUCACUGGCAAUAUAAUGCAUCAAUGAUUGUU